This is a messenger RNA of Triticum turgidum subsp. durum (durum wheat), 1194 nucleotides long. The record is from the annotation of a GenBank genome assembly. NCBI's taxonomy places the organism in Eukaryota, Viridiplantae, Streptophyta, Magnoliopsida, Poales, Poaceae.
AUGACAAGCAGAGCAUGCAGUGUCCACGAGAUCCGGCGGGAGCGGCGUGCGGAGGGCCCGGCCAUGGUGCUCGCCAUCGGCAGGGCAAACCCGUUGAACUGUGUUUCCCAAGAAGACUACCCCGACUACUACUUCCGUGUCACCAAGAGCGAGCACCUCACCGACCUCAAAGACACCUUCAAAAAGCUGUGUGAAAUAACAGGCAUGGGAAAGCGGUUCUUCUACCACACGGAGAAACUGCUCAACGUCCACCCCGAACUUCUCCACCAUGCAUCCCCAUCCAUUGAUGUGCGGCUUGAGAUCGCCACCACGGCCGCUCCAGAGCUCGCGGCAUCAGCAGCAGUGAAGGCCAUCGCCGAGUGGGGUCGUCCGGCCACCGACAUCACCCACCUCGUCGUCAGCACAAACUCAGCGGCCCAUGCCCCGAGCGUCGACUUCCGCUUGGCUUCCCUCCUCGGCCUCCGCUCCAGUGUCUGCCGCACGAUGCUCCACCUUAACGGCUGCUCCGGCGGCUGCGCCGCCUUGCGCCUAGCCAAGGACCUGGCCGAGAACAACCGCGGCGCGCGCGUUCUUGUUGCCUGCGUCGAGCUCACCAUUACCUCCUUCCGUGGCCCCGACAAAGAGGACUGCUUCGACACCCUAAUCAGCCAGGGACUGUUCAGUGAUGGAGCAGGCGCCGUCAUCGUCGGCGCCGACACCGUGCGCUCCGUCGAGCACCCGCUGUUUGAGAUGGUGUCCGUGUCGCAGGCCGUGAUACCGGAGAGCGAGCACUUGCUCAACAUGCGGCUCGGGAACAGCGGCAUUUGCGGCAACAUUUCCACCGAGCUGCCACGCCUCACGGGGGACAACAUUGAACGGUGUUUGCUGGAUGCAUUGGAGCCACUUGGUAUCCACGUCAAAUGGAAUGACCUCUUCUGGGUAGUGCACCCCGGUAGCCGUGGUGUCUUGGACCACAUCGAGGUAGCUCUCCAGUUGGAGCCCAAGAAGCUCGCGGCAAGCCGAACGGUUAUGAGAGAGCAUGGGAACAUGCUGGGAGCGACGGUGAUAUUCGUGCUGGACGAGCAGCGACGGCUAAUGGAGAAGGACGCAGCGGGGGCGCAUGGGUGGGGGGUGAUGGUGGGAUUUGGUCCCGGUUUCACUGCCGAGACGACGGUGCUGCGCGCAACUGGUGGUGACCAAAAUAAAAAUUACUAG